Camellia sinensis is the source of this 1998-nucleotide messenger RNA. RefSeq names its product subtilisin-like protease SBT3. Gene Ontology annotation, molecular function: serine-type endopeptidase activity. The record is from RefSeq and is a predicted model, not a curated record. Gene Ontology annotation, biological process: proteolysis. NCBI's taxonomy places the organism in Eukaryota, Viridiplantae, Streptophyta, Magnoliopsida, Ericales, Theaceae.
UAUGAGGAGUCCUUUGGUAAGCUCUUCACAACCCACACCACCAAGUUCCUUGGCCUAAAAAGUAGAACUGGCAUAUGGCCUGCUUCUUCUUUUGGCAAAGAUGUUAUCGUAGGAAUAAUAGACACUGGAAUUUGGCCAGAAAGCGAGAGCUUUCAAGACAAAGGGAUGUCACCAGUGCCAGAGAGAUGGAAGGGCAAGUGUGAAAAUGGCACAGAUUUUGGCCCUUCAGCCUGCAACAGGAAGCUCAUUGGUGCUCAGUCUUUUAGCAAAGGACUCCAUGCUUCAGGUAAAAAAAUUUCCAAGGAAGAUGACUUCAAAUCAGCAAGAGACUACACUGGUCAUGGAACCCACACCUCGUCCACAGCAGCGGGUACCCAUGUACUUGGUACUAGUCACUUUGGGUACGCUAAAGGCACAGCCAGAGGUAUAGCACCAAAUGCACGUAUCGCCAUGUACAAGGUCCUCUGGUCAACAAGCACAGAGGAGACUGCAGCUACUGAUGUGCUCGCCGGCAUGGAUCGAGCUAUUGCUGAUGGGGUGGACAUCAUGUCUUUGUCUCUGGGAUUUACACAGACAUCUUAUUUCAAGGAUGUCAUAGCUAUGGCAUCUCUUUCAGCAAUAGAGAAAGGAAUUGUUGUUAUCUGUGCGGCUGGAAAUGAUGGAGGUCCAAACACAACAUACAACGGAGCACCUUGGAUCACGACGGUAGGUGCUGGCACUGUUGACCGAAGUUUUGCAGGAAAAAUGCACCUUGGAAAUGGAGCAACUGUGGAAGGAACAUCAUAUUUCCCGGAAAGCAUAUAUAUUACUGACACACCUUUGUAUUAUGGGGAACGUAAUCGAAGCAAAGCAACAUGCAACCUUUAUGCUUUGGAUCCAAAAGAGGUUGACAGUAAGGUAGUCCUAUGUGAUAAUAGCGGCAACAUUAGUGUCAUUAAACAAAUGAUAGAAGUUUUUAGGGCAGGUGGAUAUGCAGGCAUCUUCAUGGCAGACCAUGUUGCUUUAGGUCCAGCUGGGUCCUUCAUUCCUAGCCUGGUUUUAAAGACUAGUUCCGGGACUUCAGUCAGAGAGUACGCAACCAAGGCAAAAAAAGCGAUGGUGAAGAGCAUGAGGUUCAUGAUGACAAGCUUGGGCACAAAACCAGCUCCUCAAGUUGCCCGUUUUUCUUCUAGAGGACCUGACCCAAUUAGCCCAGGUGUUCUAAAACCAGAUAUUCUCGCUCCUGGGGCAGAUAUUCUGGCAGCAGUUGCACCCAAUAAACCUUUCACUUCAAUAGGCAACUACGAUUUGGUCACAGAUUAUGCACUCUACUCAGGAACAUCAAUGGCAGCACCCCAUGUUGCAGGAGUUGCAGCAUUACUGAAGGCUGUCCACCAAGAUUGGAGCCCUGCAGCCAUAAGAUCAGCCAUCAUGACCACCGCAAAUUUAGUUGACAAUACAGGCACAACCUUCAAAGACCAAUGGACUGGACUCCAUGCCACACCUCUAGACUUCGGGGCAGGCCACAUCAAUCCCAAUAAAGCCAUGGAUCCAGGCCUGAUAUAUGACAUGGGUUUCCAAGAUUAUAUUGAGUUCCUGUGUCGCCUCGGCUAUAGUAAGAAGCAGAUGAGCGCUGUCCUCAGAAGAAAUGAGUGGAGUUGCAGCCAAAAUCCCAUUGACCUCAAUUAUCCUUCUUUCGUCGCCAUAUUUCCCAAAGGAGCCAGCUCCAUAAAAGAAAAGAACUUCAGCAGGGUUGUGACAAAUGUGGGAGAUGAUACAGCCACUUAUCAAGCGGUUUUAGUUGUUCCUACUGGAAUGAGGAUCAAAGUAGAGCCCAGUACUCUCACAUUCACAAGCAAAUUUCAGAAGCAAAGUUUUGCUAUGAGUGUAGAGGUCGAUAAAGAUGCAACAAACAUAACGAGUGGCUAUCUCAAAUGGUUUGAUCAGGCUAACCACAUAGUAUCAAGCCCCAUUGUAGCCAUUUCUGGCUGACAUCCUCAGCAUAGGUAUUCUACCCAA